Messenger RNA from Rhizophagus irregularis DAOM 181602=DAOM 197198, 1404 nucleotides. RefSeq lists its product as uncharacterized. Lineage: Eukaryota; Fungi; Glomeromycota; Glomeromycetes; Glomerales; Glomeraceae. The record is from RefSeq and is a predicted model, not a curated record.
AUGUCAAACCUAAAUAAUGACAUUCUUUAUUUAAUAUUCGAAGAGUUACAAGACGAUGAUAAUACUCUUUAUUCAUGUCUUUUAGUCAAUAAAACUUGGUGCGAAUCAACCGUUCCAAUUUUAUGGAAAGAUCCUUGGAAACGUUUAAAGAAUGGAAAGGAAAGAUCCUUAUUAAACGUGAUUAUUUCUCAUUUAUCAAAAGAAUCCAGAAAUAAUUUAGGUCAACACUUUGAUUUUUUGAUAGAAUCAUAUCAAAAUUCUUUAUUUAACUAUAUUAGUUUCUGUAGACAUUUAAAUUUAAAUGAAAUCCAAAGGAUAAUUGACGUUGAACUUGUACAAGAAAAAUCUUCAAUAUCAAUUAUUACAAGUGAAAUAAUCAACCUUUUUAUUAACGGAAACGCAAAUUAUAAAACCCUUUAUAUACCUCAACAACUUGAUUGUCAAAUACGUCUCAUUCCUGGAACCGAAAGUUGUUUUUCAGAAAUUGAAUUCCUCAGUUGUCAUACUAACAUAAAUAAUAAUAUUUUAUUUGGAUUAAUAGAAACUUGCAAAUCAAUUAAACAAUUAGAACUUAUUAUUGAAGGGAAUGAUAAUAAUUAUGAAAUCGUUAAAUUAAUCGAAUCUGCAGGAAAUUUAUUUAAAAUAAGUUUUAUAAAUAAGUGUUUGUAUGUCAAUGAAUCAUUUUGUAAAAUUCUUGAAAAUUCAUUAAUAAGACACGCAAAUACUAUAGAAAAUUUUAAGAUAUCAACUAAACCACUUGUUACAAAAGUUCUUUCAUCUUUUGCUAAUUUAAAAAGAUUAGAAUUGGAUAAUUCAUACGAAAAUCUUCCUUGGAAUUGUUUAAAUUAUUCAUCUUUACCUUGUUUACAAUUUUUAUAUGCUAAGGGCGUUCCAAUUUGUGCUUUAACAAGUUUAAUUGCAAGUACAAGUGGUCAACUCAUUGAAAUAAAAAUCGAUCAUAUACCUCAUGAAGAGAUUGAUAAUAAGAGAAUUAUUCAAGCAAUUUAUCAGAAAUGUCCUAAUCUUAGAUAUCUUAAAUUAAUGUUAAGAAAUAGAAAUAUUCUUGAAUUAAAAAAUUUAUUAGUUAAUUGUAGAAAUUUAAGUGGUUUAUUUAUUAUUAGUAAUAUGGUAGAUACGUUUGGUUGGGAUAAUUUAUUUGAAAUAUUAACUGAAACAUCACCAACAAGUUUAUUUAGAUUUAAAUUCAGUUUUUGUUAUAAACCAAUUAAAUUAGAAUUUUUGAAAUUUUUCUUUGAUAAUUGGAAAGAUCGACAUUCUUUAGUAUUACAACUCAGUCGAUUAGAUAAUAUAGGUAAUAUAGGUGAUUUAAUAGAAAAAUAUAAAGCGGAUGGAAUAAUUAAAAAAUGUAAUGAAGUAUGUGGUGGAGAUUUUGAAUGGAUUUAA